UUUUUUUUUCCACGGGGAAAGUUAAUGAGUAACCCGGUGGAGGUGCAACCUUCAGCAGGCGUCAGAGAGACUCGCUAAGCGCUGACAAGAACAGAAGCAGAUCUUCCUUCCUGGGUUAGUUUGGAGUCCUGCUGUGUUUGCAGACUAUGGACAACCCAAACUUCCAGCCGUCCGGCUCGGCUCCCAAGCUGGACCAGGUGCAGGGUCAGGUGAACGAGGUGAAGGUGAUCCUGAGAGACAACAUCGACAAAGUGCUGGAAAGAGGCGACCGACUGGACGACCUGAUCGGCAAGACGGACGACCUGCAGGCCUCGGCCGACUCCUUCCAAAGGACCUCCACGCAGGUGGCCAGGAAGUACUGGUGGAAGAACAUCAAAAUGAUGAUCAUAAUCGGCGUGGUCGUGCUGGUCGUCCUCAUCCUCAUCAUCCUCUUUGCUACCAAUGUUAUUUAACUCAAUCACCGCACAAACUGAUUGUUAAACACUCCACACCACCUUCUCCCACUAAAUGAAUUCUUUUACCAAGGUUCAGAAAUCCAUGUUGUUUUAUUGGUUUCUCACACUUGCCUAUGUUGGAUACAUUAUCCAUGUGUGUGUACAGUGGAACCCUCAUUUACCAACCGCGACAUUUGCGGACUUUUCCGUUUACACCCUUUUAGAUGGAGCGAAUUGUGCCUCUGUGUGCCAACGUUUAUUCUGUGUUCCGACUGCAAAUAAGAAAAGCAGGGCGCAGCUUUUCACGUCAUGUCUCAACACCGGUUUUCAGCGUUUCUACGCCUUUUGUCAUAUUUUGUCCAUUUUGCUGACUUCCCGAAACUCAACAAGCAGGCGCGGAAAGAAGGGAGUACAUUAAUGGAGCUCACCAGCAUGGGAGAAUUGACGAAGCGAGCAAGUUUUGACAGUUUUCUGGAAAAAGAUGCCAGAGCAGACUUAUUUCACCGCGGAGGAAAAGACGCUACCUCUCGUUCCCUUUUCUUCUCUCCAUCUUCCUGUGCUGAUGUUAAUAUGGUUGUUAAACUUAAGGAUGUGUGUGAUUUCUGAUCGUUUGUGAGGGCACCAAAGGGAUUUCUGUAGCAAAUUGGCUUGUUGUUUUUGUUUAAUAAAGAGAAUGUUGAUUCA
Nerophis lumbriciformis (worm pipefish) is the source of this 1118-nucleotide messenger RNA. Its product is annotated as vesicle-associated membrane protein 8. NCBI's taxonomy places the organism in Eukaryota, Metazoa, Chordata, Actinopteri, Syngnathiformes, Syngnathidae. Gene Ontology annotation, cellular component: membrane. The record is from RefSeq and is a predicted model, not a curated record. Gene Ontology annotation, biological process: vesicle-mediated transport.